GCGACGGCUGCAGCUCAACAUACCAUCUUGCUACUACUGCCCUGUUGUCGAAACCCAGCCGCCGUGAAAUCAGCUCCAAAAGGCAGUCUUUUACACAUAAUGAACUCACACGCAACGCCGCGGGGAUUCCCAAUACGGUCCAUGGCGGCUUCAUCGUCGCAUCUACCGAAGCAAGCAUCCGGCAUCCCGCAGUCAAGCAACGAUGAUUACAACACAAUACCUGAAGAGGAUCGCGAACACAUAGAUGAAGUGUUUGAGCUCAUGGACCUCAAGAAAAAGGGCUGGCUGAAUAGCUAUGAAUUCCGGCACUCACUCUCAGCCCUGGGCUUCGACUUGUCCAAACCGGAAUAUUACCAGCAACUAGAAACGCACGGGCACCCGCCCCAAGACUGGGCGGAACCGCACAACUGCCCCGUCAACCGACUGCUCGUUUAUCUCGACCAAUUUCGCUUAUGUGCCGCCAGGCUGAUUGCCAUGAGGGAUCCACGCGACGAGGCGACCAAGGUGUUUGGGAUGUUCGAUUAUGACGGCGAUGGUGUCAUCUCGUUCGACGAUAUGCGCCAUCUCGCGCAGGAUAUCAAGGACGAAAGGACAAUGACAGACGAGGAGAUACAAACCAUGAUUGAUCACUUGGACCAUGACGGCAAGGGGGGAGUCAACUUGGAGGAGUUUAUACAGAUGAUGGAGGAGGCAGGCUGAUAUCUUUUUGGCCUGUAUCAACUUGUGAGGGAAUACGGGACGGACUAUAUGUGUUGUAAUGCGAAUCGUACGGUGAAAAUUAUGUAGCGUGAGCGAUUGUAUCCAGGCAAUCAACAGCUGGCCUCAUGUGACUUCCAUGCUUGUGGCUCAAGGCGACAUAGGCCACCGUACCUCGUCUCAGCGUUCACUCCAUCAGAGCUGUGAUCACUCGGGGGUCAUGUGGAGGAUAAUAAGGUCAGCGUUGUACUAGAAUACGAAGGCUAUACGGCACCAAAGCACGGCUGCUUAUGCUUCUUUGUUACACUCAUUAGUACACUUGACCUUGCUUCGACGGUCUACGCCCAUCAAGA
Messenger RNA from Emericellopsis atlantica, 1049 nucleotides. RefSeq lists its product as uncharacterized. Gene Ontology annotation, molecular function: calcium ion binding. Bases 100 to 699 code for a protein of 199 amino acids. The record is from RefSeq and is a predicted model, not a curated record. The transcript is spliced from 2 exons. Lineage: Eukaryota; Fungi; Ascomycota; Sordariomycetes; Hypocreales; Bionectriaceae.